Molecule: messenger RNA, 1431 nt
Organism: Lactuca sativa (garden lettuce)
Lineage: Eukaryota; Viridiplantae; Streptophyta; Magnoliopsida; Asterales; Asteraceae
Product: protein FAR-RED ELONGATED HYPOCOTYL 3
Molecular function (GO): zinc ion binding
Source: RefSeq, a predicted model, not a curated record
AUGGAGAAGACAUAUUAUGCUGAAUUUGGUGAUGUUAUCUCGUUUGAUGCGACUUUCCGAACAAACAAGUAUCGAAUGGUUUUUGUUCCGUUUACUGCUAUUGACCAUCAUAAAAAAUCGGUUACUGUUGGAUCUGGGUUGCUAAGCAAUGAAAGCAUUGAGUCUUACUCUUGGUUGCUUAAAGUAUUUCUUAAAACUCAUGGGAAAGAACAAACACUUGUUUUAACCGAUCAAGAUGCUGCAAUAAAACAAGCUGUUGAGAAUGUGUUUCGUAAUUCAAAGCACCGAUUAUGCAUGUGGCAUAUAAUGAAAAAGUUGAAAAAAGUACAAAUAUCAGAUGAUUUAUUUACAAACACAGAUUUUAGAAAAAGGUUUUCGAAGCUUGUUUGGGACAUUAAUAUGAAAUCUGAUGUUUUUGAGGUGAAGUGGGGUUUGCUUAUGAAGGAAUUCAAUCGUGAAGACACAAGAUGGUUUAAAGACAUGUUUACAACACGUGAUUCAUGGAUACCUGGAUAUUUUAGUGAUAUUUCAAUGUGUGGUUUGAGGAAGACUACAUCGAAGUCAGAGAGUAUGAAUUCAUUCUUUAAUACAUACUCAGAAAGUGGGAACUUACUUUUGAAUUUCAUGAUGAAUUACGACACUGCCAUUCAAAAUCAAAGGAAUACUCAACGAGAGCUUGAUAAGGAAUCAAAGAAAACAUCAUAUAAAAUGCAAACACCUCGAGAAACAGAACUACAAGCAUCAAAGGUUUGUACAAAUGGUUGGGAAGUUUACAUUGUGGAGCACAACAACAGUAAAAGUGAAUUUAAGGUUGAAAUAAAAGUUGAAGAGAAAGAAAUAAAUUGCAGUUGUGAACAUUUUAAGCGUAUAGAUGUUUUAUGCAGACAUGCUUUUACAAUAAUGUUGAGAUGUGGUGUUAAAGCAAUUCCUGAAAGGUACAUUUUGAAAAGAUGGAGAAAGGAUGUGAUAUCAAGAAAUUAUCGUUUUAGUCCUGUUCAAUCUGAUUCAGGUGAUUGUGAGAAUGUAAAGCUAGUCAAUGAUUCAUAUUAUAGUUUUGAAUCAUGUUUGGAUAUUGUAAGAGAUGACAAAAAGAGAUUGGCUUUGUUUGCUGAGAAACAACAAAUGUUGUUGAAGGAAUUUGAGAGUGAUUAUAUUUCUCCUGGAAUGAAAAGCAAGACAGAUGGUGAAGUCGUAUGCAAGCUUUUGGGUGUUACUAUUCCUAUUCCAGAAGAGAUUAAUAUUCAUGUUCCUGAAGUUCAAAGCAAUAAAGGUUCUGGAAUCAAGAAAAGAAUUCCAAGUGCAGGUGAAGUAGCAUAUGAAAAUUCUAUAAAAGAACAUAGAAUGUGUUCAGGAUGUGGAAAACGAGUUCCACACAAUUUACGUACUUGUCCAGAAAGAGUCGGAGCUACUAAAUUAGUAAAAGACAGUUAG